AUGUCUGACACACAGUCGGUGAGAACUGGGAGACCACCGACGUUGCAGCCGUCUCUAGACAUAUACGACGACCAGAAAUCUGCUCUGAGAUCUGCCGGAUUGAAGCAGACAUCCCUCAGCAAUGUUGCUGCUGGUCAGAACAAGAAGUAUCGGCCCAAGACUACGCUGCUUUCGGGGAUGGGAGUUGGAAUGGGUCUCGGCAAUAGUUCGGCCCAGAGUAUAAACUCUAGUGGUUCGUUUUAUGCUCAACCCGUUGCAGGACCGGGAUUUCAAGCGCCGAGAUUUCCACAAAGUGGAUCUACGAUGUCGUUGAACUCCACAUCGUCCGGAUAUCAACAGCAGCCAGGCCAAUUCUACCAGCAUCCUCAGGGACUACAGCCACACUAUCAGCAGUACCAACCACACGCACAACAAGAUCCCCAUCAAUACCAGCAGUACCAGCAGUACCAGCAACAAUAUCAGCAGCAACACCAGCAGUAUCCUCAGCAACACCAGCAAUACCAACAGUAUCAGCAUUAUGCAAAGCCUUCCCUACAGCCUGCACAACCAAUCAACCAACACAUACGUCGCCUGUCCCAGCAAAGAACGUCGUUUCCGGCAUCACCUUCACUCAAUCGUAGAUCGUCAGUGAUUUCUGCCCUAGUGGAACAGACUUCACCUUCCAGAGUGGCGAGUUCGUCGCAUGGUGCGAACGAAGGCCAGUACACCCCAGAAUCACUCAACGAUCUCGAGAUGAGUAUGGAACUUGGUGCGCAACUGGACCGGGUGUUCAAGUCUUCGACGAAGGAAAAAGAAGAGUCCGCCACGACAUUGGAGCUGCAGAGAGAUCUAGACGAGACGAAGGCCGCCGAGGCCAGCCUUUUCAAAGAAAAUGAACUAUUGAAGGCCCAAAUUGCCAAACUCGAGGAAGAGUCUCAGAAUAAAACGCUGGCCCACAAUGAUGAGACCAGCCUGCACUCAGAUAAUGAGAGAUUACAUCACAAGGUUUCAAGCCUCGAGGAACAGUUGGUCAUUGCGAGUUCAAGGAACGAAGAAUUGGCAGCAAAGGUCAAACUCGAGGCCAAGAUGACCGGUCAAAAUCAGAGCUUGAAACUUCAGGUUAAGAGCAUGGAAUCUCAUCUUGACGAGGCCACCAAGUUGAACGAGGAGUUUGCGAAGAAGAUCUCGGAAUACCAGGAAAAGUACUCAUCGGCCUUGAAGACGAUAGAAGGUCAGCAAAAGCAGCAUUCCGCUGUAUUGAAAUCACAUGAUAGCUUGAAGAGAGACUAUGAGCAGUUGGAGAAGGUCCAGCAAAACUCUGUAGCAGAUCUCUUGAACCUGAGGGUUUCCCAUGAGAAGCUCCAGAACGAACAUGUUGCCAUCUCUGAUGCUCAGAAGGCAAUCGAAAGUACACACGAAGCUCUGGCAAAGGAAAAGGCAGCCCACGAGGACUUGCAGAAGGAACAUAGCAGCUUGAAGCAGAUACACGAAACCACCACCCAGAACUAUGAGCUUCAGGUCAAAGAGAACCAGAACUUGAAGACCAAUCUGGAAUCUCUGGAGGUCUCGUUGAAAACCAAGAACAAGGAACACGAAUUCAAGACCAAAACGUUAGAAUCCACACUGAAUGAAUUUAAUACAACCAGGGACAAGCUCGAAGAAAUGGGUGUACUACUGGAAGAUACCAGACACCAGAACAGGACUUUGAGAACAUACGUGGCAGGAAUAAUGAGGCAUGUACAAUCCAAAACGAAAGAUGAAAGCCUUUUUGAAAGCAUUAUCGAUAUAGAAUCUUUGGGAUACGAGGAUUCGGAACUGCGUGCUGAAUACAGUGAUAUCAAAAAGGCCCUCUCCACCGCUAAGGAAGAGCACGGCGUCAAUGUGUACGAUCAAGGAGAGCUGUCUAGCAUUCAGCCACACCUUUUGCAGGUGUUCCGAGAGGAGGUAAGACGUCUCUCGUACCAGUUACAGCUUGUGAAUAGUCAAAAACAGGAGCUAGAGACGCAAUACAAGAAACAGCUCGCUUUGGAGAGGAAGACCCUAAAACUGGUCAGCGGAGCCUUCAACCUGGCUCUGAAGGAAUCCAAUGUUGUGCGAAAACACACUACCGGACUGCGGACAAUCACUGUGGUUCCUGUGCUUCCUAAUUUCCAAAGGGAAAUGGAUACCACAAAGACAAUAGAGCCAUAA
Messenger RNA from Kuraishia capsulata CBS 1993, 2169 nucleotides. RefSeq lists its product as uncharacterized. The record is from RefSeq and is a predicted model, not a curated record. NCBI's taxonomy places the organism in Eukaryota, Fungi, Ascomycota, Pichiomycetes, Pichiales, Pichiaceae. The transcript has a single exon. The coding region runs from base 1 to 2169 and encodes 722 amino acids.